UUUCUCACAUGCAUUAGGUGAUUUUUUUAUGCUUUCAAGCUUGUUUGAAAAUUAAUGUGGAAAAUGAACUCAUCAGAUUGAAAAUGUUUUUAGGAUCUCUGCCAAGGUUUUAAAGGGAACAUGAUUCACGUUUUCAACAAGAAUGAAAAUGCAAUCCACGGUUCAGAUUACUUUGAGAACCUGAGCCACAGGUCUAACAUAGUUCUGAUGGGUGAUUCUCUUGGUGAUCUUCACAUGGCUGAUGGUGCCUCGGAUACCUCCAGUGGUCAGGAACCAUGCAAACUCACAAUUGGCUUUCUUAAUACUAAUGUGGAAGAACGUAUUGACCAGUACCAAGCACAGUAUGAUAUUGUGGUCAUCAGUGAUGAGACAAUGGAUGUUUGUAAUGCAAUCCUUCAAAAAAUACUGUAAUUUAUUAAAACAGGGGACAUGUUUUAACAUGCAAAAUGUGUAGCUAAAAGCUUGUUUAAAACAAAUUGAAUGCAAAAAAUAAAAUCAGUUAAUUCUUCUUGUAUGUGAGAAGGGACUUGAACUGUAGCUGAGGGUUAACUUGGGUUAUAAGCUUGACAAUUUUUUCGAACAAAUUCAGUUUUAAAUGCAGCUGUACUUGUAUGUUUGGAAAUUGUUCUUUUUUCUGUCAUAGGCACGUCUAGCUGUACUUGCCAGUUUUCAUUAAAACAUGACUUAAUUUUAGUGUUCUAUUCAUAUUUUUGUACAUGCAGUAGGGCCUACUUGUUAUUAGAGUGACUUUUGUAAGUGUUUUAAUUUUAGUGUACUGUUAUUGUUUUUGUGCACACUUGUUAUCAGAGUGACUUUUUUUCAUAGGUAUUUGUUUAUCUCAACAUUUAAGUAAUACCUUAUUGACAAACAUUUAAAUGAAGUUUCAUCCAGGUACCUGUAUGCACAAUCAAUUUACACGGUUGUUAUAUAUGCGCCAUA
Molecule: messenger RNA, 939 nt
Organism: Lingula anatina
Lineage: Eukaryota; Metazoa; Brachiopoda; Lingulata; Lingulida; Lingulidae
Product: 7-methylguanosine phosphate-specific 5'-nucleotidase A
Cellular component (GO): cytoplasm
Molecular function (GO): 5'-nucleotidase activity; magnesium ion binding
Source: RefSeq, a predicted model, not a curated record